This is a messenger RNA of Solanum pennellii, 741 nucleotides long. Its product is annotated as HVA22-like protein e. The transcript is spliced from 5 exons. The coding region runs from base 165 to 572 and encodes 135 amino acids. Lineage: Eukaryota; Viridiplantae; Streptophyta; Magnoliopsida; Solanales; Solanaceae. The record is from RefSeq and is a predicted model, not a curated record.
GCUUUAGCAGCCUCCACGUGUUGGUGUUAUGAAUGUGUUGUAACUAUCUCUGUUUGAAACAAUUCUAAUAAAACUGCAAUUGGGGUGACUAAUUAGAGAACAGAAGAAGGAUCGGUAUUGUUCUUUAGUUGCAGCAACAAAUCUUUUGGUUUUUUUCAAUAAUCAUGGGUAAAUUCUUGACUCUCAUGACUCACCUUCAUACACUUGCCGGGCCAUCCGUGAUGUUGCUCUAUCCUCUAUAUGCAUCAGUAGUGGCUAUAGAGAGUACAUCAAAGUUGGAUGAUGAGCAAUGGCUUGCUUAUUGGAUUCUCUAUUCUUUUCUCACUCUUAUGGAGAUGCUCCUUCAACCCAUGCUUCAAUGGAUACCUAUUUGGUAUGAUUUAAAGCUAGCAAUGGUAGCAUGGCUUGUUCUUCCCCAGUUCAGGGGAGCUGCUUUUAUUUAUGAGAAGUUUGUUAGGGAAAAACUCAUCACCAAAUAUGGAGCUCGAUAUUUUAGAGACAAAUCGCCUCCACCUGUGGCUGUCAGUCCUGCCAAGGUGAGCGUGAAAACCAGUGAGGAUCGGACUGAUUGAGCAGGCGGAUUCAUGUGGAAGCUCUGCGUUCUUAUGUUCUAAUCAGCCGAAGAAAACUAUUAUCUGUAAUAAUACUAAUGAAUAGGAAUUGGUGAAAGUUUCAAAUAUGUAUAUGUAAUAAUCGUUUGCUUAUCAAUGAAAGUUUUUGUUUGAAUGAUGUUGUAUGGAA